AAAAGUUUAAAUUUUGUCUAAAUUAUACUUAAAAAAUGCCCCAAGGGGAUUAUAUUGAAAAUCACAUUAAAAAAAGAGGCCGCCGUCUUGAUUUUGAGGAAAGAAAACGUAAAAGAGAGGCUCAUUUGGUUCAUAAAAAGUCAGAAUGUUCAAGAAAAUUAAGAGGAAUUAAAGCAAAAAUCUAUAAUAAACAACGGCGACAGGAAAAUAUUAAAAUGAGAAAAUUAAUUAAAGAGCAUGAAAAGAGAAAUAUAAAAGAAAAGAUACCAAAUAGCAUUCCUGAUGGAGCAGUACCGACAUAUCUAUUAGAUCGUGGAGAUGAAAAACAAGCUAAAAUACUUUCGAAUAUGGUAAAACAAAAAAGAAAAGAUAAGGAAGGAAGAUAUUCUGUUCCUCUUCCGAAAGUUCGUGGAAUUUCAGAGGAGGAGAUAUUUAAGGUUAUUAAAACAGGGAAAAGCAAGAAAAAAUCAUGGAAACGAUUGAUUACAAAAGCAACAUUUGUUGGGGAAGGAUUUACACGAAAACCUGUUAAAUAUGAGAGAUUUAUAAGACCUAUGGCUCUUCGACAAAAAAAAGCCAAUGUUACUCAUCCAAAAUUGGCAGUAACCAUGCAGUUUCCUAUCCUCGGUGUUAAAAAAAAUCCCCAAUCUCCUAUGUAUACACAAUUAGGUGUUCUAACAAAAGGAACUAUUAUUGAGGUAAAUGUAAGUGAAAUGGGUCUUGUAACACCUGGAGGAAAGGUAGUCUGGGGAAAAUAUGCUCAAAUAACAAAUAAUCCUGAAAACGAUGGUUGCGUCAAUGCAAUUUUACUUGUAUAAAUGAAUUUUUAUCUAUAUUUCUUAUUUAUAAUUCAUCAUAUAUAAAUUUUCUCUCUAAAUUUGCAUUUUCAUCAUUUAUAAAGUAAUUUCAUA
This is a messenger RNA of Pneumocystis murina B123, 911 nucleotides long. Its product is annotated as ribosome biogenesis protein nsa2. Gene Ontology annotation, biological process: maturation of 5.8S rRNA; maturation of LSU-rRNA. The record is from RefSeq and is a predicted model, not a curated record. The coding region runs from base 36 to 818 and encodes 260 amino acids. NCBI's taxonomy places the organism in Eukaryota, Fungi, Ascomycota, Pneumocystomycetes, Pneumocystales, Pneumocystaceae. Gene Ontology annotation, cellular component: nucleolus; preribosome, large subunit precursor. The transcript has 9 exons.